Messenger RNA from Eucalyptus grandis, 1198 nucleotides. Its product is annotated as syntaxin-52. The record is from RefSeq and is a predicted model, not a curated record. Gene Ontology annotation, molecular function: SNAP receptor activity; SNARE binding. The transcript is spliced from 6 exons. Gene Ontology annotation, cellular component: SNARE complex; endomembrane system. Gene Ontology annotation, biological process: intracellular protein transport; vesicle fusion. NCBI's taxonomy places the organism in Eukaryota, Viridiplantae, Streptophyta, Magnoliopsida, Myrtales, Myrtaceae. The coding region runs from base 322 to 1023 and encodes 233 amino acids.
GGUGUGGGGUAAGGAAGGAGUCCUGACUCGUCGGGGACUCCAUAAUUGGAGCGACGCGGACGACGACGACGACGACGGGGUCAAGACAAAGAGAAGGUUGCCGGCGGACGGUGGCUUCGUGCGUCAAAUCCUUCGUCUUGAUUUCUCAAUAUUAUCAUCAUUCUCUCACAUUCUUAUCAAGAUCAGGCAGAGGAUUUUUGAAGUUGCAAUCGAAGGUAGCCUCUUUUUUUUCCCCUCCUUAUUACCGCCGAAUUGUCUCCGAUCAUCCGCCUGAUUGUCAGCUGCGGACCGCGGCGGUUUUUCCCCACGCGCCUCGUGCAAAUGGCUUAUUCUGCAGACUCAUGGAUGAAGGAAUAUAAUGAAGCGGCUAAGUUGGCUGAUGAUAUCGGUGGCAUGAUCUCCGAGCACGAUAAAUUGGUUUCGUCGGGGCCGGAAAACCAGCGUCACGCGUCUUCCAUACGGAGGAAAAUAACGAUUUUGGGCACUAGGUUGGAUAGCCUGCAGUCUGUCCUAACGAAGAUGCCUGGCAAUCGGCCUAUAUCUGAAAAAGAGAUGAACAGGCGCCGAGACAUGCUUUCUAGCUUGAGAACAAAAAAGGACCAGAUGGCUUCUGCGCUGAACAUGUCAAACUCUCGAAUUAGAGAUAGUUUGUUAGGUCCAGAUGCAAAACCAGCUGAUGCGAUGAGCAGAACUGUCGGCUUGGACAAUCAAGGCAUUGUUGGUCUUCAGCGUCAAGUUAUGAAAGAGCAAGAUGAAGGUCUUGAAAAGCUUGAGGAGACGGUGAUAAGUACAAAACAUAUUGCCUUGGCAGUUAACGAAGAACUGGACUUGCAUACAAGACUAAUUGAUAGUUUGGACCAGCAAGUGGAUGUCACAGACUCCCGUCUACGGAGGGUGCAGAAGAACUUGGCUAUACUGAACAAGCGCAUGAAGGGCAGCUGCACCUGCAUGAGCAUGCUUUUAGCAGUUAUUGCGAUCGUGAUUUUGGUGGUCGCCAUUUACUUGGUAAUCAAGUACGUGUAACACUAACCACAGUGAACACGGUGAUCUGCCCAUUUGUUUUUCUGUGGUCUUGGCUAUAAAUUCCUGCCAUGAUAGCAAUAUAUUUCUCAUGUUUUGUUAUGUUGGCUAUAUAAGAUGUUAAUAAUAACCGUGACGAGUGGCUCCUGUUAAUCAAAUUCGUUUGCGAGCAUGGUAA